Messenger RNA from Sander lucioperca (pikeperch), 2949 nucleotides. It is a transcript of the gene pde5ab, whose product is annotated as phosphodiesterase 5A, cGMP-specific, b. The record is from RefSeq and is a predicted model, not a curated record. Gene Ontology annotation, molecular function: protein binding; 3',5'-cyclic-GMP phosphodiesterase activity. NCBI's taxonomy places the organism in Eukaryota, Metazoa, Chordata, Actinopteri, Perciformes, Percidae. Gene Ontology annotation, biological process: signal transduction. The coding region runs from base 233 to 2887 and encodes 884 amino acids. The transcript is spliced from 22 exons.
GUCAACGCUUUAUGAUCAGCGCGCACCGACGGACCGGCCCCCGUGCAGCUCUGUCUCUGUCUCUGUCUCUGUCUCUCUCUCUCUCUCUCUCUCUCUCUCUCUCUCUCUCUCUCUCUCUCUCUCUCGCUCUCUCUAUUUCUCCGUAUUCAUAAUUCGGUACCGGCUCUGCUGUGGUUAGAUGUAGCCAGUAACCGGAGCUCACAGUGGGAGACUCUGUUGUCGCCGUUGCGCCAUGGAGGACUGCUGUUCCCCAGAAAGCGAGAGGAUGGAAGCGUGGCUGGACGACCACUUGGAGUUCACUCACUCCUACUUUACCAGGAAGGCGUCAAGGGAGAUGGUGAAUGCCUGGUUUGCAGAGCGCGUCCACUCCAUCCAGACAUCAGCCUCUAAAGAAAAUCCUGCACAGCAGCGAGCCCACCAGUCCUCCACAGACUCCAGCCCCCAAUCUGCCUCCACUAUCCUCCCACCUAACAUCAGCCUCCUUGACAACCGCUGCCCGUCCCCAGUCCCCAGCCCAGCCCCUGGCACCCCGACUCGCAAAAUCUCCGCAUCUGAGUUUGACCGCCCACUCAGACCCAUCGUGGUUAAAGACUCUGAGGGCUCUCUGACGUUUCUGAGCGACGCUGACCGUGAAAGUGUCCCUCUGCGGGGCUCAGUGAUGGGUGACGGUAGUGUUGGUGGGGGAGGUAAUGGAGGUGGAUGCAGCGGGGCAGGCAGUGGCAGCGGGGGGGACCGCUGCGCCAGGCUGCUGGAGCUGGUGAAGGACGUGUCAAGUCAUCUGGAUGUGACAGCACUCUGCCACAAGAUCUUUCUCCACAUCAAUGAGCUGAUCGCUGCAGACCGCUACUCACUCUUCCUGGUGGGCGAGGACAGCUCCAACAGGAAGUUCUUGGUCAGCCGUCUGUUUGACGUUGCGGAGGGAUCCACGCUGGAGGAGUCCUCCAGUAGCUGCAUUCGACUGGAGUGGAACAAAGGCAUUGUGGGACACGUAGCCGCCACGGGACAACCGCUCAAUAUCAGGAACGCUUACGAGGACCCAAGGUUCAAUGCUGAGGUGGACCUGGUCACAGGUUACAAAACCCAGAGUAUCCUUUGCCUUCCCAUCAAGAACCACAGAGAUGAGGUAGUUGGAGUGGCUCAGGCUAUUAAUAAAAAAUGUGGGGAGGACAGUGCCUUCACUGAACAGGAUGAAAAGGACUUCUCAUCUUAUUUGGCCUUUUCAGGCAUUGUCCUGCACAACGCUCAGCUCUACGAGACAUCGCAGCUGGAAAACAGACGCAAUCAGGUGCUGUUGGACCUGGCCAGUCUGAUCUUUGAGGAGCAGCAAUGUCUGGAGGUUUUAUUGAGAAAGAUCGCAGGAACCAUGCUGUCCUUUAUGCAGGCCCAGGCCUGUACAGUCUUCAUCGCUGAUGACGACUCCAUGAACUCCUUCUCCAGUGUCUUUCACAUGGAAUAUGAGGAGCUGGGAGAAGUCCUAGACGCCCCCAAAAGGGACUGUGAUGUCAGUCAGAUUAACUACAUGUACGCCCAGUAUGUUAAAAACACCAUGCAGCCUCUCAACAUUGCAGACGUCACCAAGGACCAACGGUUCCCUUGGACAAGGGAAAACCCAGAUCACACCAGCAACCAGAUAAAGAGCUUGCUCUGCACUCCCAUCAGAAAUGGCAAGAAGGACAAAGUCAUAGGUGUAUGUCAGUUGGUGAACAAGAUGGACGAAGCAUCAGGCAGUGUGAAAGCCUUCAACAGGAAUGAUGAGCAGUUCCUGGAGGCAUUUGCCAUCUUCUGUGGUCUCGGCAUCCAGAACACACAGAUGUACGAAACAGUGGAGAGAGCCAUGGCCAAGCAAGAAGUCACUCUGGAGGUCUUGUCAUAUCACGCAUCUGCUGCAGACGAAGAAUCGCAGGAACUCCAGGUAACCACGGUAGCUACAGUGCCGUCAGCCCAGUCGUUGCGUCUCCUGGACUUCAGCUUCAGUGACUUUGACUUGUCUGACACAGAAACCACGCUGGGUACUAUUCGUAUGUUUGUCGACCUCAAUCUGGUCCAAAACUUUCAGAUGAAGUACACGAAUUUGCUCAAGUGGAUUCUAAGUGUGAAGAAGAACUACAGGAAGAAUGUGGCCUAUCACAACUGGAGGCACGCCUUCAACACCGCCCAGAGCAUGUUCACCCUCCUCAAGUCAGGACGCUUACAGAAUAACCUGAGCGAUCUGGAGGUCUUGGCUCUGAUGAUUGCUACUCUCUGCCACGAUCUGGACCACAGAGGAGUCAACAACUCCUACAUACAGAGGAGUGACCAUCCACUGGCCCAGCUCUACUGCCACUCCACCAUGGAGCAUCACCACUUCGACCAGUGCCUCAUGAUCCUCAACAGCUCUGGAAACCAGAUCCUGAGCGGUCUCUCCCUGGACGAGUACAAAACCACUCUGAAGAUGAUCGAGAGGGCUAUUCUGGCCACUGACCUGGCCCUGUACAUGAAGAGGCGUGGCGAGUUCUUUGAGCUCACCAAGAACAGCCAGUUUGUUUGGGAGGACGAAAAUCACAAAGAGUUACUGAGGUCAAUGCUGAUGACUGCAUGUGACAUCUCAGCCAUCACCAAGCCCUGGCCAGUGCAAAAAAGGAUUGCGGAGCUAGUAGCCACUGAGUUCUUCGAACAGGGGGAUAAGGAGAGACGAGAGCUGAACAUUGAGCCCAGUGACCUGAUGAAUCGUGAGAAAAGAGAUAAGAUUCCCAGCAUGCAGGUGUCCUUCAUUGAUGCCAUCUGCAUUCAGUUAUAUGAGACAUUGGCUGGCAUGUCGGAGUAUUGCUCCCCGUUGUUGGAAGGAUGUCAGAUAAACCGCCAGCAGUGGAAGCGUUUGGCUGAGGAGUGUGAGAAAGGGGCUGGUUAACGGCAUGGUGUGAUCCCGACCAACACAAAUGUCCAGGGUUCGCCUGGUCUCUCAAAAUUUGA